Rattus norvegicus (Norway rat) is the source of this 3267-nucleotide messenger RNA. It is a transcript of the gene Pla2g2c, whose product is annotated as phospholipase A2, group IIC. Gene Ontology annotation, biological process: arachidonate secretion; lipid catabolic process; phospholipid metabolic process. Lineage: Eukaryota; Metazoa; Chordata; Mammalia; Rodentia; Muridae. The record is from RefSeq and is a predicted model, not a curated record. Gene Ontology annotation, molecular function: A2-type glycerophospholipase activity; calcium ion binding. Gene Ontology annotation, cellular component: extracellular region.
UUUCUUCCCUAGGAGUUUCUCGUUCCGAGUGGCAGGAGAAAGUGAUAGCUGUCCAGUUAGGUGGAGAGAAGCAUCUAAGUUUCCAUCCUUCUCGCUUGGGAAUGGCUAUUAAUUUGCCACAGCUUCUACAGAAUUAUCACAGGCUUGGCUUCCAACACCCACACAUGCCUGGGGAAGGUUUGGCUGUCAGGAAGUUUGGUAACUUAGAAACCUCUCCCUAACAACUUCGAUGAGAAAAGUCAUGUGUUCUCCUAGGCACUCUGCUGGGUUAUUUUUAACAGUCAAACUUGAGUGUGUGUGUGUGUAGUUGCCAUACCUUUUGGUGCUCUAUAUAAUUAGCCGUGUUCAGGGGGUGUCAUAUUCAAGACACCCUGGUCAUAAGAUAACAUGACUGCGAGCUAUCUCAAGAGAAAAAAAAAACCUCAAUUAUGACUAAUUCGCAUAAGCCCACUCAUGGCUAUUUAGAGACUAACACCUCCUUCAGGUAAAGCCGUUACACCCAACCUGCUUUUAUAACCCACCACCUCCUCCCCAGCUUAGCGACCAUCUGUUAACCAGAGGGAACACCAGCUCCCACCCCCACCCAGAACAAGGACAGGAUGCUGCAGGAAAACAGGUGUUUGGAGCACUGCAUGCACGGUGUCUUCACAGACACACCCGGCGCCCCAAACUCUGCCUUUGCCCUCAGUCCAGGCUCCUGGGACAACAUAAUCCCUGCCUGGCUCAUUUUACCACCUCUAGGGCCUGGCAGACACUCAACCACAAAGUGAUUUGACAACAUCUAGGCUGCCAGCAGAAGAGGCAAGUGGCCUGUUUACUUAAACACAAUAGCUAGGAAGCAGGAAACAAAACACUGGCCACCAUUUUCAAGAUGUUGCCAGAAGCGCAGGUGCCCAUUCCUUAGGAUUAUCACCGCAUGAACAGGAAGGAAGGGACAUUGGGUAGAAAUGAAAUCAAGAUUCCCGUUGUUUUCCGAUGGUGCCCACAAGCCACCACGGGGUCAGACCAUGCUACUUCACAGUCCAAAUCUAAACCUACAGCGAAAGCAGUCAAAUACAACCUCCUACGAACCAUCUGCUGGCAUAUACCGGGACACGUACACGUGCAUUGGUCUUUUAAAAUUGUUUAUCAGUUACUACCGCCCACUGCCGCCACCCCAUAGUCCCCAGCCUGGCUUACAAAAUUAAACUCUGUAAAGGAACCAAGCCGGGGGAUGGAGAGAGAGAGAGAAGACUGAAACCAUUCGCAGCUCUACCCCAAACCAGAGAUUAGAAUGUGGGAAACCACAAGCCACUGAGAGAGCGAAGCUUUGCGAAGAGAACCGGGGUUGAUUCCAGGAUAGAAGGGCGGGCGAGGGGGUUGGAGGAGAGGCCUCUAUUAUUUCCGCGGUCUGGCAGGCCUGGAAGCAAAGCUUCAAGUGCAGAAGGAGGAGUGUCGGGGAAUGGCAGAAAAGGCUGGAACAGCAAUGCAGACCUAGGUAAAGGGCACAGAGCUGAGGGAAGCUCCUGGGAGGCUCCCUGCAGCUCCUGCCUCUGCACAUGACCCGGACUCCUUUUCUCUCUUUGGAUCUGCGUCCAGGGACUGGCUUGUACACACCCCUCCCAGGAGACCCCUUGGCAGCUGCACACUCAGGCUCCAUCCAAGUUGGCUCUGCCCCUGGGGAAGGCUGCUCAAAAGGCCUGGCUCCCAGUUUCUGGGGACCCACAGAGAGCCUCUCACCUCGCAGCUCAGCUCCAUCCGCCUCCUGUGCCUGGCUGCGACCAGCUGGGUCUAACUAUAGACAGUCAGCAACUUCAGCCACUUCACCGAGUUUCCCAACAGCUUUGAGAUUUGGAAGCCGGAAGCCUGACUGCCUUCUCAGAAGCUACGGUCCACUACCUCAGCCAUUCUGUUGGAGCUGAACUGGCAGAUGAAGGUGAGACCCAGGCACCAUGGACCUCCUGGUCUCCUCAGGAAUGAAGGGCAUCGCUGUCUUCCUUGUCUUUAUCUUCUGCUGGACAACCUCCACCCUCAGCAGCUUCUGGCAGUUCCAGAGGAUGGUCAAACACAUCACGGGGCGCAGCGCCUUCUUCUCCUAUUACGGAUAUGGCUGCUACUGUGGGCUUGGGGGCCGAGGGAUCCCUGUGGACGCCACAGACAGGUGCUGCUGGGCUCAUGACUGUUGCUACCACAAGCUUAAGGAAUAUGGCUGCCAGCCCAUCUUGAAUGCCUAUCAGUUUGCCAUUGUCAACGGGACCGUGACCUGUGGAUGCACCAUGGGUGGCGGCUGCUUGUGCGGGCAGAAAGCCUGUGAGUGUGACAAACUGUCUGUGUACUGCUUCAAGGAGAACCUGGCCACCUACGAGAAAACUUUCAAGCAGCUCUUCCCCACCAGGCCCCAGUGUGGCAGGGACAAACUCCAUUGCUAGGCAGGCCACCGUCCCUCUGUCACCUGCUCUAGUCUGAGCCCUUCUGAAAAAAACUGUCUUCCCUUCCCCUCCAAGAGUCCCCAGGCUCCUGCAGCUCAGCCUUGCUGUCUAGGGAGUGUCUUCUCAGGCAUUAGGGGACCGGAGGUGGAGAAUUCCUGCCCUGGAAUCAGACCAUGGGUACCUGGCAAUUAAGUGAUACAUUCCGGCAGCAGGAAGCAAGGACACAAGGGAGCAGGGGUGGGGGGACAUCCUGCAAUCCCAGCAUUUGAGAGGUGGAGGCAAGAGGUGGGGGGUAGCCUCCACUAUACGGUAAGUUCAAGGCUAACCUGAGCUACCUGAGACCUUGCCUUGAAAAAACUUUUUUAAAAAACGUUUAAAGGAAAAGAAAACAGAAAGACACGGGGACUGGGCUGAAAGGUACUCUCAAACCGAUUUCCCAGGAAGAGCGGAGAGCCCCAGGUUCAGCUCCAGCCUGAACUCCCCCAUACCCUCAGUCCUGGUCAGGAUGUGUGUCUGACUGGGGAACCAAGUCCUCCACCCGGGUGGAGCUUAGCUGGGAACUACGCAGGUGUCCUAGAAAAUACAGUCCUAAGAGCCUCACCCGGAGUCUCAUCCCCAUUUGCUCCAGGACUGACCUCUGUAAAUCUUCCAGCAGGAAGCAGGCUGUACCCAUCUCAGGAGGUGGGGUGCUGUUAGAACAAUGGUGUGCACCAGUGACACAAAGAUGUCAUGGUUAAGAUGGCAUCAAGAAGUGGAAAGGACAUUCGGAACAGUGGGUCCAAGGCACCCAAAGUCCUCACCCCAAUUUAGAAGCCGUUGGUCCUGUAAGACUUAAAUCUACUAAACAAGGAAGGUCUAA